Molecule: messenger RNA, 3973 nt
Organism: Dendronephthya gigantea
Lineage: Eukaryota; Metazoa; Cnidaria; Anthozoa; Malacalcyonacea; Nephtheidae
Product: CCR4-NOT transcription complex subunit 6-like
Exons: 6
Coding region: 116-1756 (546 amino acids)
Biological process (GO): nuclear-transcribed mRNA poly(A) tail shortening
Cellular component (GO): nucleus; cytoplasm; CCR4-NOT complex
Molecular function (GO): protein binding; poly(A)-specific ribonuclease activity
Source: RefSeq, a predicted model, not a curated record
UUGUGUUUGUCAGCUAGAUAUUUUUACACAUCAAUCGUAAACUACAAGAAAAUGAGUUUAAAACGAAGAUCGCCGCCGGUAUUCAAACACGUUUUAUCAUGAAUUUAGGUGAAAGAUGCAGAAUGAAAACAGCGAAACAAGGAUCCGUAAAAGGAAUCAUUUGAAUCACAAGGCAGGCGAAGAAGAAGCGAACUCAAAAUGGACUGGCUUGGAGUUCUUCAAUAAUAUAAAGAAUUUAAGCCCGAAACUAUGGAGCUUAAAUUUUCUCACAAGCCUAAAGCUAAAUGACAAUAGCUUGACUAGAAUACCAGCUGAUAUUGGUAAACUUACAUCGCUACAAAAACUCGAUUUGUCCUCGAAUAAACUGCGAAGUUUGCCGGCUGAAAUAGGAGAUCUAAUCAACCUGACCGAACUGUAUCUAAACAACAAUAGCCUUCAUAGUCUACCGCAUGAAUUGGGACGAUUAUUUCAGAUCCAAAUUCUUGGACUGGACGGAAAUCCCCUUUCCCAAGAAAUACUAUCAUGGAAUUCAAAGAAAAAUGGCAGCGCUCAGUUGAUUUCGUAUUUAUUGGACCGUUUAUCGGUGUGUGAAAGACCAGAGGAGCGCCAUUGGCAGCUGUUAGUGCCAGAUAAAAGACGGACUGCAGACAAUUCAUUUAUUGUGAUGUGCUACAAUGUUUUGUGUGACAAAUAUUGUACAAAAGCUAUGUAUGGCUACUGUCCUAGCUGGGCACUGAAAUGGGAGUACCGAAAGAAACUCAUUAUGAAUGAAAUUUUACAACACCAAGGAGAUAUUCUCAGUCUGCAGGAAGUGGAGACGGGACAGUUUUACAGUUUUUUUCUGCCAGAGUUACAGAAACAUGGCUAUGAUGGGAUCUUCAGUGCUAAGUCAAGAGCAAGAACCAUGUCAGAAGAUGAAGGAAAGAAAGUUGAUGGUUGUGCAAUAUUUUAUAAGACAACAAGAUUUACGUUAAAGAAGCAAGACAUGAUGGAGUUUAAUCAGCUGGCUGCAGCAAACUCCAAGGAUGCUUCAGACAUGUUGAACCGUGUUAUGACCAAAGAUAACAUCGGUAUAGUUGCCUUACUUGAAACCAACGAAGAUUACAGCUACGGUCCGAACGCUGAUAGGACCAGACGGCAGCUGAUGGUCUCUAAUGUUCACAUGGCAUGGGAGCCAGAGUAUUCGGAUGUCAAGUUGAUACAGACGGUCUUACUCAUGCAGUUCUUGCAGAAAUUCCGAUCAGAAGUCGAUGGAAGUUAUAUGCUAUCAGGCAAGAACGGCACACUCCUUCGUCCGAUCCCGCUAGUCAUGUGCGGUGAUCUCAACUCACUGCCUGAUUCGGGGCCGGUGGAAUUUCUUGACAAAGGGAGGAUAUCGACAGAUCAUCCCGACUUCCAGUCCUUAGACUACGGUGGCUUUCUAGCUCGCUUAAGCAGCACACGAAAUGGUGAAAAGUGCGCAGAGCUCACACACGCUUUUAACUUGAAACGAACUUACGAGUCACUCGAAUGUAGCAAUUACACCUAUCAUUUUCGUGGUGUUAUCGAUUGGGUAUAUUACAGUUCCGAUGAACUUUGCCCGGUAGCUGAACUUGCGUCUGUCGACCCAGAAUAUCUGAAGAGGAAUAAAUUGAUCGGCUGGCCACACCCCCAUUUCCCCUCGGACCACCAGUCGCUAUUGGUCGAAUUCGAAUUCGCUGAUAAAACGGUCACACAAAAUGGCGAGUAUGGAAACCCGGGGUCGCAUAACCGGUAGGUGGCAAUUUUCUUCCGAGGUGGGGAUUUCCUUCUAAAGUCAAAACAUGAAGUGAGUGUCAUCCACUAUCAUCACCGAUGCCCCCCCUCGGUUGAAAUUUUAACGUAGUCACAUCCCCUCCUUGCAGUAAACGUGUAUCCAAGGCAAUGUACAUAAUGACGAAUACUCACCACGAUAGAUUUUGGAAAUAGACACAUUCAACAGGCAACAGCUGCACUAAGUUAUUUCAUUUCUCGUAUUUUAGUAUGUAGUUUAUAGAUGCUUAGCAAGUAUGUUUUUCGGAGAACUUUUUUAUCGUUUUAAUACUUUGAAUUAGUCGGUAGGCUGUAGAGAAGUAAUGUAGGAAUUUAUUUAGCAAACGGCGGAAUAUGUAAAAUUUUUGUUCGGUAGUUUUUGCAAACAUUAGGCGUACAUUGGAAAAUAGUCUAAACUAUGCUUUUAUCAUGAUCUGCGACUUUGGUUUGUCGAAGGCGUAAAGUUCUUUCUUUUUAUGUAAUCUUUUUAGUUUUACACUAUUAUGUAAUCUUUUCAAGAGCAAAUUUUGCAAUUACUGUUCGCUGUACAUCGUUUUAUUCGUUUCUGUUUGCGAGACGACUAUAAUAAAGGUGACUACUAAGGUCGGGAUGUCCGUGUGUCGAACGAGUCGAAAGCAAUAAAUAAUCGAUAUCAUUAUCCGUUAUUUAUUGUUUUACGUUCCACACAGGAGAAGCGCAAUAUUUUGCACUAAAAACAAUGAGCAUAGGAAUGUAUAAAGUCCUAUUCAGGCGAGCAAGUUCGCCAACGGUACUACUCUGGAGCAAGAUUUGUUUACUAUAUGAACAUACGUUAGAAAAAUAUUUCGUCCAUCAAUUUGGCAAUUCUGAAUUGUCGAAUAAAAUCCUGUAUUCUUGAAAUGUCCAAAAAGAUGUGUAAGCAUAAAAUCAUAAGUAUUAAGAAACUCUUUCUGACUUACGGUACGUUACGAUGUGCAGGAAAAAGGUUGAGAUCAUGAUAUAAGCACUAUAUAUAUAGCUAAAGACUAAAGUACAGUUUUAAAUUGUUCAUUUAUAUAAUAUCUUUCUUAGACUCUAAUUAGAUCUGACUUUAGUACUUUUCAGUAAUUUAUUUCGAAGUUAGACAUUAGUUUAGGUUUUACUUAGCUUUUUCUUAUAUAAACGAAUUUUUGAAAGCACGAGCAUAAUUUUGUUAGCUUUAUUUGUUACAAAUAUUCGUGUAACCUGGUAAUUACAUGCACAGAUGUUUUGGUAUAGUCAUUCGCACUGUACAAUUCAAUACCAAUGCUUGUGGUAUAAUUUUUCUGUGUAAAUAUCGUGUAAAGAUUACUUUUUUCCUUUAUUGAGCAUGUUGUAUUGAAAUAUUAUAUCUUCCAUUGUAAGUAUAGACCAUGCAAUGUCAUUAAGGGUAGCUUCUCUAGACUGCAAACAGGGUUUGAACCUUGUUUUGCGGACUAGGUUUAUUUCAAGCAUAUACGAGACAGUUGUAUAAAUUAUAACUAUAUAUUAUAUAUAACGAUGAAUACUUUCUAUUAUGUAUGUAAUCUAUCGAUUUUUCAUAUCUUCCUUCCGCCAUCUUGGAUUGUUGUCGACAUUCGUAUUACGUUAAUAGCGAGGUUGAGCAAGUUAUUAUUGAAACAAAGACGUUAUUAAGAGAUGAAGAAAUACAAUUUCUAUCAACUUAGCUUGCUAGUUUUAGGUCGGCUGAGAGUUUUCCUAGGAUUAAAAGGCCAACGUAAUUCACGAUGUUACUAAAACCACUCUGAAGAUAUCACGUAUAUUUAUCCAAUAUGGCGAGCAGUCCCAUUUAGAAGAGAAAUAUUGCUAAAACUAAGCAAGAUAUGAAAAAUCUGAUUAUUUCAAUUGAGACGAGGAGAACCUCGUUGACAGAAUCUUGGUUGGAAUCUUUUGUGCAUCUAAUUUUUCAGCAUUGUAAUUGAUUGAAUCAAUCCCACCCCUUUUUUGCGAUAGAAUCGACUGUAGUUAAUGAAGUAAAGGCACACUAUGAAAUACACUCAUGCAACUCUCAUAGUAUGCUUCUUAUAUUUAGCUUUCCUUAGUCAUAUUAAGUUGAAGUUUGCUUUUUUAAAACAUUACUUUAAUAAGUAGCCAAAACCGACUGUUCAAUGUAUAUAUAGGGUACUUUAAAUGGUGGUAGAAGGCAUAGAAACUUGUCAGAAUUACUUAUCUUACAUGCAGCUUUUUAUCUCAAAUAUAUGGCAUC